Austrofundulus limnaeus is the source of this 2902-nucleotide messenger RNA. Its product is annotated as gastrula zinc finger protein XlCGF49.1. The coding region runs from base 912 to 1454 and encodes 180 amino acids. Gene Ontology annotation, molecular function: DNA-binding transcription factor activity, RNA polymerase II-specific; RNA polymerase II cis-regulatory region sequence-specific DNA binding. The transcript has a single exon. Lineage: Eukaryota; Metazoa; Chordata; Actinopteri; Cyprinodontiformes; Rivulidae. Gene Ontology annotation, cellular component: transcription regulator complex; PcG protein complex; chromatin. The record is from RefSeq and is a predicted model, not a curated record. Gene Ontology annotation, biological process: regulation of transcription by RNA polymerase II.
UUAUUUAUUUAUUUAUUUAUUUAUUUAUUUAUUUAUUUAUUUAUUUAUUUAUUUAAUUUUCAGCACUGCUUGUCAGCAGCUUCACAUGAAUUUUUAAAACUCAGCAGAGCUGUUGAAAGAACCCAGUAAAUGAUUGGAACAUUUUCUGUGAGUUCAGUCGACUCUGUUCAGACGUUCACAAGUUAUUUCCUUCUGAUCUCAGCUCAUUUUGUUUCAUUUCAUCUCAUCCCAUCAGAUUACUGAGAAGUUCAAACUGGUUUUAACGGGUUUUUAAGUCGGCGGAUCACUCUGUGAACUCGGCACUAAUUGCGCCUAGCUUUAAARAAAAAAACGCAGCAAUCGUGACUCUUUCUGUCGUGAAUUACGAACAUAAAAAAUGUCUGCUGUUUCCUCGCAGCAUCCGUGCCUCCCACAGGAGCAGAUGGGCUUUAGAAGCAUUACUGCAGCUUGUUUGUUGGUCAUCUGAUGUAAAGCUGCUGGUCAUGGCCCACAGAAACACCAGUUCACAGCUUGUCCUGGAGUUUUGGAGUGUCGAACUUUCCUCACACAACUUUGUGCAUCUUUAGAAGCGUUGGGCAAAAUUGUGUCGUGCAAAUAAUUGUCAGAAAAGUUGACACCAGCUUUACAUUCUGUUUUUGUUGUUUUCAGGUCAGGAUAACUUUAGAGUCGAUGGUCUGCAGGGUGCUGCAGAGACUCAGACGUUAGACGCAGUUGGUUCCCCCUGCCUGGCCGAUGAUAAUGAGGAGCUGAGAAUUGUGAGCGUUCACAGUGGAGUAGAGGGUUCUCUGCAGGGGGACGGCGAUACGCUCUUCUCCGCCUCUGAGCUUCAGGCUUUAAGCUCCCUGUCCGACCACAACAUCACCUCCGACAGCCUUCUGAAUUUCACCACUGGCACUAAYGACAGAGCCCCGAUGAGAACGAUGCAGGACGACGGCGCCGAAGUGAGGCUAAGCGGCCAACUUGAAAGGAAUCACUCCUCUCAAAUGGGCUUGACGAUACUGAAUUCCGCCUUAAAGCCACCUUUAGUUGGCGCAAACAGCCACGGGGGGCACCCCAGUCUCGUCAGYCAGUUCUCUCAACAGCAGCCCCUCUUCCCUCACGCCUUGAGCAAACUGGACUGCAGCUUCUGUGGCGAGCGCUUCCACAACCGCGAAGACCUCAUCGUGCACCGGGCCGGCCACACCGGGGAGCAGCCCGUGUCCUGCGCCCUGUGCAGCAAGUCGUUUGUCAACAAGACCACGCUGAACAUCCACAUGCGCAUCCACACUGGGGAGAAGCCGUAUGUCUGCUCGCAGUGCGGUAAACGCUUCACGCAGAACGGCAGCCUGAAGAUCCACCUGAGGACACAUUCUGGAGAGAAGCCGUACGGAUGCAGCCACUGCGCGGCCAGCUUCAACAACCCCAGCAACCUGCGCAGACACCUGAUCACACACAGCACUAAUACAGUGCUCUGAUCCAAACUCAGURAAAGAGUUCAUGUUUUUACAAGAAAUAUAGAUAUUUUUAGUAGCAUGAUACUCUGCAGUGGGGGGCACAGUUAACCAAAAUGUUCAAAAUUAUUUUCAUUUCUUUUUGGCACUCUUAGUUUGAAGUUUAGCGGCUAAAAAGGCUACAUGCUACACACACCUGACAAGUCCAGCACUGCUUGUAAGGGGUAAUAGUUUCUAUUUGAUUUAGGAUAAAUGGCAUAAAGAUAGUGAAUUACACUAGUGAAUUUUUUWGUGGACCUAAAAUUAGUGGAAGCUAAUUUAGUGGAAGCUAAUCGAUCCACUAAUGAUUUCCAAAUUCAGCAAAAAUGCUAAUCCGCUAAAAGAGAAGCUAGUUCUGCUAUUAGUGAAUUAGCGGAACUGUGCCCACCACUGAUGCUCUGUGACUUUUUCUGUUAUGUAUCUUUUAGAGGAAACACAUUCACAGCCUCCUCCAAAAAUUUAUUUAGUUCAUAACAGCCAUGCAGCAGGUAAAUACACCAACAGGACAGCAUAAAGAUGUGUGCAUGUUUUAGGCUACUGCUAACUACCAGCGUAGCAAAGGAGGAGGGAAAGAACUGAUGCCUGGACUCCAGUGUUUAACAAACAGCUAACAAAAGAGCAGGAGUAUAGCUGAAUAGUGAUGUGGCUAAAAUAUAAUUUUACAAUUUAAUCUUUUUUACUCUAAUAUUUGAAAUUUGAAGCAUUUUCAGGCAACUAUCGCUUAUGAAUUUAGAAAUAAAAUACACAAGCUAAUUUUUUAGCUUAGCUGUUGAAAUUAUAACUUUAGACUGAAGUAUUUCAGGAUUUUAUUAACUAAACAAACAUUCAAGCUAAGUUGAAAGCUAUUUACUGUCAAAAUUGUCAAUCUUUUCAAGAGUUGACAGAAUUUACAGUUGUAUAGAAAGUGACUGAGCACUGUGCACUAGAUUUCCAUUGACCAGUUUAAAKAACAACAGCAUUCAUUUUAUUCUGGUCCAACUUACCUGAACACAGUGGGAUAUUUGAUAUUUCAGGAUCGUUUUUUGACCCAGUAACCAUGAAGGUUUACCAAAUUUACGACAAUAAUAAGGCUGAGUGGAGAAUCUUUACUUUUUAGAAAACAUCUCUCUGUUUUCACUUCUUUGACUAAAGGAGGUUCUGUUAUUUCUAAUUCUCUUAUUUUGAAAAGCUUCGACUCAGUAUUGAUUCCCUGCUACAGGAGAACUUGUGGAAAAAAAUUACUAGUAAAAAAAUUGCAUUUAAGGCAUUUUGACAGUAAAAUAAGUCAAGAUUUAUUUGUUUUUCCUGAAAAUAUUAUCAUUUAUAUUAGAUACUUGAAAGCUGUGUGACUUGCAUACAUUCUGAUAUUUCUUUGUAGUUUUUGUGUUUUUAGAUAGGACUCUAAAUAUUUUAUAUUAUUUUGUUCUGAAUAAAUUACUUCAAGUUAAAGAGAA